CAAAUAUUGUAACACCGCCACGGAGCUGCACGUACGUGAGUCUUUACGCAUGGAUGAGGUGACUGCAGACAGUGUCACCCUGGAUCUUCUACUAGAAGCCAGGGAGACAGUGCGGAGAAGCCCAUUGGGUGUCAUCAACACCCCCAUGAUCCCCUGGAGCCAGACCACCCUGCCUGUCAACAAGGCCCAUAGUAUCCAUAUUAAACUGGAGAACAUGCAGAGAACAGGGUCCUUUAAAAUAAGAGGUGUGGCCAAUCAGUUUGCAAGGAGGCCGAAGGACGGCAAUUUUGUCACCAUGUCUGCAGGGAAUUAUGGGAAGGCGUUUGCAUAUGCGUCAAAACACUACGGUUCUAAAGGCAAAGUGGUGAUGCCCGAAACUGCCCCCAUGUCCAGAUCCGUCCUCAUACAGAGUUUUGGUGUGGACGUGGAGAGAGUUCCUACUCCCUGUCUGAUGGCUGUGGUGAAGCAGUGUGUUCAGGAUGACGACAUGACUUUCCUGCACUCCUACGAUGACCUGGAUCUUAUAGCAGGACAUGCCAGUUUGGGUCUGGAGGUCCUGGAGGUGGUGCCUGAACCGGAUGUGGUGGUGGUAUGCUGCGGAGGCGGCGGACUGCUGGCGGGAGUGGCUGCUGCACUCAAGCUGUCAGGAUGUGACAAGACCAGAAUCUACGGUGUGGAACCAGAAGGGGCCUGCACCAUGUAUAAGAGCUUCAUAGAGAGGAAGCCAGUGGGCAUGGACACGAGCAGCAUCGCAUCAGGACUCGCGCCACCAUUUGCAGGCACGCUGCCCUACGAGCUGUGCCAGCGCUACGUGGAGGAAAUCGUCCUGGUGAGCGACGACGCCAUCAAGUCGGCCGUGUCGACCCUGUACCGAGCGGGUCUGGUGGUGGAGCCGUCCGGUUCGGCCGCCUUUGCCGCCAUCGCUGCCGGCAAGAUACCCCAACUGGAGGGGAGGAAUGUCGUCUGCAUCCUCAGCGGGGGGAACAUCGGCAAGGACGAGCUUGCGCACUUCCCAGAUUGACAGAUGUGAAAUUCACCCGAUAAUAGAAGAAAAAUCACAGACGUUUUUGUAAUUUAUUAUGUCUUUCUUCAAGCACACUUUUUAAAACCAAUAAAGCAACUUAAAUCUG
Hippocampus zosterae (dwarf seahorse) is the source of this 1130-nucleotide messenger RNA. It is a transcript of the gene srr, whose product is annotated as serine racemase. Bases 50 to 1021 code for a protein of 323 amino acids. The record is from RefSeq and is a predicted model, not a curated record. Gene Ontology annotation, molecular function: L-serine ammonia-lyase activity; threonine deaminase activity. Gene Ontology annotation, biological process: L-threonine catabolic process; L-serine catabolic process. NCBI's taxonomy places the organism in Eukaryota, Metazoa, Chordata, Actinopteri, Syngnathiformes, Syngnathidae. The transcript is spliced from 7 exons.